AUGUGUGCGAACUUGCCCGGUUUUUGGCCGCCCCCCGAAACCCCAGUCCCCAGUUACCCCUCCAGUCUCCUGCCCCAGAGUAAGUUUUUGCGGCAGUCUUUUUACUUCAAACGCGAUACUAAAAUGAAAGCGCGUCCGUAUUCGUGCGAGGAGUGCGGUAAAUCGUUCCUUUUGAAGCACCACUUGACCACACAUGCGAGGACCCACACGGGGGUGCGCCCCCAUGUGUGCAGUCACUGUGGCAAGAGCUUCACGCAUAAACAUUGUCUCAACACGCAUUUGCUGCUGCAUUCGAGCGAGCGGCCGUUCCAGUGCGGCGAGUGCAAGAAGAGCUUCACUUUGAAGCACCACUUGAUCACGCAUAGCAAAGUUCACAGCCGCGAAAAGCCCUACAUUUGCACAGAGUGUGGGCAGGCUUUUCCAGUCAAAAGACACCUAACCACACAUAGUAAAUUUCAUGCAGGGGAGAGGCCCUAUGUGUGUGAGGACUGUGGGGAGUCUUUCGCCCAGAAGGAGCACCUGGUCAUGCAUUCGAGGUUUCACGGAUCGCUCAAUUCGUUCGUUUGUAGCGAUUGUGGGGCGACUUUCACCCGAAAAUUCGAGCUGGUGAACCAUGGGCGCUUGCACGGCAAACAGCCCCACAGUUGUGUCAUUUGCAAUAAAGAGUUUUUCCAAAAACGGACGCUUUUAGCGCAUAUGAAGUGCCAUAGUGAGCAAGCGAAAUGCAAUAAUUUAUUGACUUAUUUCAAAUCGGCCGAGCAAACGAAGCUGAUGUGUAGCGACUGUGGCUGUGUUUUUAACACGUCUGAGGCUCUGGCACUGCAUGUUAAGCUUCACUCGGGGGAGGACUGUGUUCUGGGUGCGAAUUUUACGGUACAAAAUAAAUCGAAAAAUCAUACGUGUCAGUAUUGUAAUAAGGGCUACAGUGCCAAGCAUGGGCUACAGCAGCACAACAAGAAACACCCGAAUGGGAGCUGUGCCUUAAGGUCGCAUGUUUGUGACGUUUGCCAUAAAGGGUUCUUCCAGAAGAACCACCUGUUGUUGCACCAACGCCAACAUAAUAGCACAAAAAGUGGCGAAAAACUGUAACCGUAACUGUGAUUGUCUUGUGUAACAUUUAGCUGUGUUUUAUGCUUUAAUUUAUGUAACUUUGUGUGUAGUAAUUAUUUAUAUGUAAACUAGACAACACAUUGUUGGACUUAUUUACGAAAUAUACAGUAAACAGAA
Molecule: messenger RNA, 1227 nt
Organism: Tribolium castaneum (red flour beetle)
Lineage: Eukaryota; Metazoa; Arthropoda; Insecta; Coleoptera; Tenebrionidae
Product: gastrula zinc finger protein XlCGF8.2DB
Exons: 3
Coding region: 1-1089 (362 amino acids)
Biological process (GO): regulation of transcription by RNA polymerase II
Molecular function (GO): RNA polymerase II cis-regulatory region sequence-specific DNA binding; DNA-binding transcription factor activity, RNA polymerase II-specific
Source: RefSeq, a predicted model, not a curated record